UAGUCCCAACGCGAGCCAGGCGACAAUUCCUUCACGAGUGAAGCCUACCUCGCGCCACGUGCAAAGCCAUUCUACAGCUACCCGCGCUCGGGUUAUCUAGGUAGAGAGGCUUAGUCAAAGUACGAAGUGAAAUACGCAUCACCAACGCGCCCGCCACCCGCGACGCACGUUGGCAAAAUGCACUCUGGGAUGUGACAACACAUCGCAUCCUCGUCCAUGAUCAUCAAAGGAUCUGAGACUCUUGAUCACAAGCCCAAUCCUAUGCACGGCGCGUCAAUGUUAUCCUCGCAUGAUCUGAAUUGUAUACUCUCUCGUUUCGUGGAGCCGAGGCUUCCAGCAACGAGGGACAAUACCUCUGGCGAGCUCCAGACGGCAGACUGUAAGAGAGCACUACCUUUCUCUCAACGUGGACUUCUGCUUUCUACGCAUGAUGCAGCGGGACGUAGACAUUGUGACAAAUCCUUCAAGGUUCCGCGUGACGGAUCCCACAUCUGGUCUUCAAUCCAAAAAAAAGUUUCUCCAAAGAAAUCAAGAUACGAGAAAAUCUCCGUAAAAUGCGGUGUGCCCUCCUCCACCUGUAGGAACAGAGGAGAAUGUCCUUGCCAAAUGUGCAGCAGUGAUAGAGAGAAUCGAAUGGAUUCCUCGUCUUCGCGGGUCGUCCUCCCCUGUUGCAACGAUCAUCUGCGGUCGUUGGUUUACACGAACAGAAAGGUACGUGCACAUGCGCGUGAUAUCUCGGGCGGGAGUAUGCCGAUGGAAAUUGAUCCCGAUCGGACAUCCUCUCCGACGACGGGGCUCCGAGAGUCAACUCUGUAAAUUCGAUUGCGUCGACGCGUCAUUCAGUUUCAACCUUUGUGCGAUUGGAGUGGGUGUGGCUAUGUAUGUUCGACAGACGCGCUUUGGAAAGCGAGUUGGCUCGAGUUCACCGCAGAUGUCAACCAGGACGGUCUGUGAAGCGGGAGACGAGG
Messenger RNA from Dissoconium aciculare CBS 342.82, 968 nucleotides. RefSeq lists its product as uncharacterized. Lineage: Eukaryota; Fungi; Ascomycota; Dothideomycetes; Mycosphaerellales; Dissoconiaceae. Bases 217 to 816 code for a protein of 199 amino acids. The record is from RefSeq and is a predicted model, not a curated record. The transcript has a single exon.